CCAUGUGCCACGACGCUUCCGGCGACAGUAGUUCUAUGUGGUUGUCAGGAUCUAUUCUUGUUCCGCCUCGUCUCCCCUUCCUACUAAUGGAUACGGCUGACUGCGGAAGUGCUUCAUUUCUUCCUUUGCUUUUGUAUUUCUCGCUCGGAUGCUCUUUGCCCAACCUGCGACACCGGCGCCUCCAUCGCCCGCACGCAUUCCUUUCCCGUGGAUAAGCGCCGCUGCCAUCUUCAGCCGCGUAGACACAAGCGUAAGCUCUGAGUGGACGUGAAACGCAACAAAGUUUGAAACUCGAGUGCGGCUGCUUGACUGUCGGGCAAAGACAGAAAACAGCCUCAUCCAGCGGUGGGCACCUCCCUAUGCAACAUGCUUGUGCGUGUCUCCUUCACCGCCAGCUCGCCUAGAAUCCUAUUAAUCCGUGCAGCUGGGCGGAAGCAUAUCCAUCCUGUGGGUACUGCCCGACUGCCAGGAUUGCAGCCGUUCUUUCAAACCCGAACGACGGAAGAAACGACCCAACCGAACGCCCCGUCUGGCCAAAUGAGAGCCAAGGGGGCAAUGCAGCGUUUAUUGACCUCAACCAAACCGCCGCUUCUAAAAGCCAGCGCAAGCUUUCCACCAAGCACAGCCCGGUCAGCGAGAUGAUCCCGAGCACAUCAUGACAGCCCCGGCUGGCCACAUCUAUUUCUGGUCGCGGCUGGUUAGGCAUGGCGUCAAUCGCUGCUUCCCCCCGCCUACCAAACACGUGCCGACCCAGGGGCGUAACUGGGACAAGAACACGGGGUCGGCUGCGAAUUAAGGCAGAGGAAAUGCCCCAAUGCGCUCCAGAUUGCGCGACACGCAACAGUACCCCGCCGUUCCUCGCCACCAGCACAGCGCCUUCGCAAUCGUACCAACACCCAGGUUGGGUUUAGUUGCUUCUUGGGACUUGCCUGCUUGGCAAGUUCAGCAGGACUCUCUCUGCCUGGAUCAUGGCAAAUGACACCACACCUCUACCCUACGGCCUACCCAUCCAGUCGAUGUGUAGGUGGCGCCUUCUGUAGCCUGCCUGGAUCAGCUUCCAGGUUUGGCGGGUAGGUAGCGCAGAAACGCGCGCUUCCAGCUCCCUGGCUUCGGCACCCUGCGCUGCUCAAUCACGGCAGAGCCGACAGGACGCCGUGAGAGAUUAGAUAUCGCCGCCGCCAAUCCCCGCCAUUUGGUAGGUACCUAGGUAGGUAGGUUGUCUGCUAACAGGCUGGUCCGGUGGUCCUCGCACCCAUCUCGUCGCGCGCUUCGCCCUUCAAGCUAGCCCACCCGUCGUCUCGAUCUCUACUUGCCCAACAGGCAUCGCGCCGGGCGAGCAGCUCUCCGCCCUGGCGAAAUGUCACUGGUCCAGGUCAGAUGAACACUGUCUGUCCAAGUCGGCGGCUGGUGUAGCACCCCUCCCACCCUUUUGACACUGCUCCCGCUCCUCGGGACUUGCCCCUUUCCUCUCCCGGUUCUGCCGCUGGCCGCCUUGUUUUCAAUACCACGGCCAGAAACGGGCCUGGGAGCUCUUCGCGCCCGGCGCGCGAAGCCGCCCGCCCAACGCAGCGCAUGCGACAAGCAGCGCCCUCAUCUUUUUCCAUGCCCCCCUCUUGCUCCUCCAUCCACUUUCUCUGACCCCCUUCCAUCGCUUUUCAUCCAACAAUCCAUUCUCAAUUCCUCCCAAACAAUCCUAAAUCAUCAAAAUUACCUUUCGCCCAGCCAUACGAAUCCCAUAUCUCUCUCUGAAUUUUUAACGGCAGAGCUCCAAUUUUAGGCCCAGACGCCGACUUUGCCCAUAGCAGCAGCCGCCCUACCUCAUACACCGCAGACAUGGCUCGUGAAGGCACUCGCUCGGCGACCGGCAACUCGAAGCCGCGCGUCUUUCCCGUCGUGGAUACCGCCCCGACCAUCACGCGCAAAAAGACCACCAAGCCCAAACCUGCUGCUGCCCACGACACCAAGACGAAGCCUGCGCCUGGUGCUAAAAGCGCGAAACCCGCCGGCGUGACCAAGAGGAAGGCUACCCCCAAGGCGGAGGGCCCUGUUACGAAGAAGGUCAAGACGGCCACCGGUAAGGUUGAGGGCAAGCUUGAAAAGGUAGUAAAGGAUACCAAGCCGAAGACGACAACCAAGAAGAAGGAGCCCGUGGUCUAGAUCACUGCGGAGGCUGUUAGGCACGGGAUUUUCCUCCGUUUAUCGAGUGUUUCUUGCGUCUAGAUGGCGAACCUGGAAGCUUCCACAUUCACCAUCUUGUAAUACUCUGAUGUUUGAUAUCGACGCCAUAUAUCCCCCGUACUCGCCCUCGCCCUUCGGUUCAUCUAUCCUAUAUUUUGUACCGUGUCUCACCAGACGAGAACCCCGUUGCUUUUGGUUGAACCGAUGACCCGCCUUGCGGAGGCUUUGGGAUAUUGAGGUCUGCACUUUCCAGCCCCCUAUAUUUUUCCUCUCUAUGUAUCGCAAUACUCUCUGUUUCGGUAUAUAUUGCCGUUUCCCCGCUACUUGCCAUCCACUUUGGCCUCAUGCAUCGUAGGCUGCUGCCGAGCGAGUUCAGCCGUCCCCGGUCUCUAGUCUCUCGUCGCUCAUUCUUUCGCUAAUGUUCUUGUAUCCCUCCGAUCAAACUGUGUUAUCGGUUGCCCAG
Molecule: messenger RNA, 2641 nt
Organism: Gaeumannomyces tritici R3-111a-1
Lineage: Eukaryota; Fungi; Ascomycota; Sordariomycetes; Magnaporthales; Magnaporthaceae
Exons: 5
Coding region: 1834-2157 (107 amino acids)
Source: RefSeq, a predicted model, not a curated record